Messenger RNA from Morchella importuna, 750 nucleotides. RefSeq lists its product as uncharacterized. Gene Ontology annotation, cellular component: cytoplasm. The transcript has 2 exons. Lineage: Eukaryota; Fungi; Ascomycota; Pezizomycetes; Pezizales; Morchellaceae. Bases 1 to 750 code for a protein of 249 amino acids. The record is from RefSeq and is a predicted model, not a curated record. Gene Ontology annotation, molecular function: aralkylamine N-acetyltransferase activity.
AUGGUCCUCGACCCCAAAUCCCUCGUCCCCGCAAAGCCCGCAAAGGAGCGCAUCUACGUGCGCCCACUGACACUAAAAGACCUCGACGCCGUCAUGACAGUCGAGACACAAGCCUUCGUGCCCGUGGAGCGCUGCACCCGGAAACAGUUCCACGCCCUCCUCUCAACCCCACCCACAUCCCACCCCCUCUCCCUCGGCAUCUUUGCCUCUACCUCUACAAGCCCGGGCACCGCACCCGCCGCCCACAACCCCACAGAACACCUCCUCGGCCACGCCAUCGCCUCCAAGAUCACCAGCUUGCGCAUCACCGACUCCUGCUACAGCACGUCCACAACGUCGCACACCACGGGCGCCACCAUCGCGCUGCACUCGCUCGCCAUCGUCCCCGCGUGCCAGCGGCGCACGCUCGGCACAACGCUGCUCGCAGAGUUCAUCGUAAACUGUCUCAAGGCCGCAGCGGGCGUGGUGGAGCGCAUUGCGAUCAUUGCACGGGAGGGGCUGGUGCGCUUUUAUGAGCGCUUUGGGUUUGUGUGUUACGGGCUGAGCAAUGUGGGCUUUGGCGGCGGCGGGUGGAGGGACCUGGUGCUGGAGUUGAGUAGGGGAGGAGGGUGGGGGUGGAGGGACCUGGUUGUGGAGUUUGAGAAGAGGGGCGGCGGGUGGGGGUGGAGGGAUUUGGUGCUGGAGUUUGAGAAGAGGGGACGGAAACAGGUGGUGAUGGCGGCGGGGUGUGGGGUGGGGUGGGCGGCGUGA